This is a messenger RNA of Carya illinoinensis, 871 nucleotides long. RefSeq lists its product as uncharacterized. The coding region runs from base 298 to 627 and encodes 109 amino acids. The record is from RefSeq and is a predicted model, not a curated record. The transcript is spliced from 3 exons. Lineage: Eukaryota; Viridiplantae; Streptophyta; Magnoliopsida; Fagales; Juglandaceae.
AAGUACCCAAAAAUUGAAAAUUAUUAUUUAAAAAAUACAAAAUGGAUGAGAGAUUGUCCAUUUUAAUUUCCCUUUUUCUGGAGAUUCUUUAUUUAUUUUUUUCUCCACAGUGUCCGGGAACUUCGAAAAGAAGGAAGGAAGAACGAUGCGUAAAUAGGAGAUCUCAGAAGGCAACGGAGUUCACUGGGGGGAAAAGCGACAUCGUUUUUUCACGAAUCGAAUUACGGACAGCUUCGUGGUCUCCGCUACAUGCCCAUUUUGCUGAGCCGUGAAACUGUUAUGUGAGAGCUGACUGUAAUGAUGUCGCGGCCCUGGGUAUUGGUUUGUCUGCUCCUGUUAAUUGUAUUUACAUCACAGUUUGAGUGGAAGCAACAAUACGGGAAUGAACUGGAAGCAAGUCCAAACACUUCCCAGAAACAGCGUUAUAUAUCUGAUAGGGAGGAAUCAGUGAAAGAAAAAAUUAUACUCUCUCAAGAGAAGAAUAUUCAGAAACUUAACGAGCUUGUGCGGAGUCUUCGAGAGCAAUUGGUACAGUGCAGGGGUGAAAGUGAGGUUGUCAAUGGCACAGUGACCCCUUUGACUGAACUUCUAACUGAGCUUGAGCGUCAUCCAAUCUUGGAGGAUUAGUUAUGGUUUGGACAUGUUGAAUUAAUAUUCUAAUAUCUGUAAGUAGGAAAUCUUGUUUCCUUUGCAAGCUAUCUUGACCGUCAUCCAAUCUUGGAGGAUUAGUUAUGGUUUGGACAUGCUGAAUCAAUAUUCUAAUAUCUGCAACUAGGAAAUCAUGUUUCCUUUGUAAGCUAUCUUGAUCCUUACAAGGUUCUAUGAACAUUGUUACAGUUGACUUGCAAUUCAUAACAUUAAUUCCACCUUC